AUGCCUUCUUUCACUACCUUCGUCGCUGCCAUCGCUGGAUGCUCCGCCAUUGUCAAUGGCGCUGCUAUCCCUACCGAGAGCACUGGUCUCCAGACUACCACUCUCCAUCGCCGAGCGGUCACUAAGGAGCAUCAACUGAGCAAGCGCGAGCCCGUCACUGUGGCUAUCCUGACUGCGGCUGGUACCGCAGCAGUCACUGCCAUCGUCAACGAGGCUGUCCAGGCCGCCGUCGGUUUCAUCGGCGACAUCUCCAACUUUGAUGCCGGUCGUGAGGCAUUCACUGUCCAGACCACCGAGGCCAUGAUGGCCAACAACCCCGACCCUGAACGUUUCCAAGCUGCUGCUUGCUACAACAAGGCCUUCUCCGUCGCUGACCCCGCCAACAUCGAUGGCCAGUCCUCUGUCAAGUUCAGCCUCGGCAUUCUCAACACCGACUACGAGUGCAUGUACAUUGCUGCCCCCAACCAGUUCUUCACCGAGGGUGACGGUGGCUUGAUCAACAUGGGAUGGAAUCGUGCAAAUUUUAAAGAUAUCGAGAAGACUAGGGCUCCGGCUUACAGUUAA
Messenger RNA from Fusarium graminearum PH-1, 564 nucleotides. RefSeq lists its product as uncharacterized. The record is from RefSeq and is a predicted model, not a curated record. The transcript is spliced from 3 exons. The coding region runs from base 1 to 564 and encodes 187 amino acids. Lineage: Eukaryota; Fungi; Ascomycota; Sordariomycetes; Hypocreales; Nectriaceae.